GGUGCGCGCGGUGGUUGAGAUAAGCAGCGCGGGGGACUGAACGAAGUGCCGCAAGACCGGAGAUCUCGCGCCGCGCCGUUCGGCUCUCGCGUUCGUUUACGCCCGCUCGCUCCGUUUCAUUCCGUUGGCACACGGCAGUCCGCCACGGGACACGGUCGACCGAUUGUAGGAUCUGUCUCUCCCGCCUGAUGUGACGGAGGCUCGCGAUGCUCAAGAAUCACACAGCGAUCACCCAGGCGCUCCUCGGAACCCUGCUCACGUGGGCCCUCACCGCGGCCGGUGCCGCGCUCGUAGUCAUCAUUCGGGGAAAACAACGCAAGCUCCUCGAUGUCAGCCUGGGGUUCGCCGCUGGCGUGAUGACGGCCGCAAGUUACUGGUCAUUGCUGGCACCGGCGAUCGAAAUGGCAACCGAGAGCAAGAUGUACGGAGCGGAGGGCGAGUACGCGUUCGUGCCGGUCGCAGUUGGGUUUCUCGUCGGCGCGGCGUUCGUGUACGGGACGGACGUGUUGAUAUCCACCCUCGGCAUUCAGUCCCCCAAUGUGCUUUUAGCUAUGCAAUCAGUCGGUACGAAACAAAGACGCAAGAUCAUUGCGAAACUAAAGAGUGACGAGGAUUUAGACGAUGAUUAUGAUCCGUUACUUAACGACGUACAAAUAUCCGGCGGAAAAAUGUACACUCGUGUCGAAUCGACCGCUAUCGAUGGCUUCUACGAACAGAAUAGUAGACGCCGACAAAUUCCCAAUAUAAACCGCUCAUCAGAAUCAGCAGAAAUUGGAACUGUUUACGAAGAUCCCAAUAACGAAGUGAAGAAUAAUCAAUGGCGGAGGAUAUUACUGCUAAUUGUUGCAAUUACGGUCCACAAUAUUCCUGAGGGUCUUGCGGUUGGUGUAGGCUUCGGAGCAAUAGGUAGUAGUGCAUCAGCUACUUUUGAAAAUGCAAGGUAA
Molecule: messenger RNA, 944 nt
Organism: Atta colombica
Lineage: Eukaryota; Metazoa; Arthropoda; Insecta; Hymenoptera; Formicidae
Product: zinc transporter ZIP11-like
Exons: 4
Coding region: 207-944 (245 amino acids)
Biological process (GO): zinc ion transmembrane transport
Cellular component (GO): membrane
Molecular function (GO): zinc ion transmembrane transporter activity
Source: RefSeq, a predicted model, not a curated record